UGUUUCAUUACAUGAAUUGAGUGCGUAAAAUUAUCAUCGUAUAAAAAAUUGGCCAGUCAUAUGAGAUACAUUCGACAAUCAUGGGUCCUAGUCGUCCAUUGGAUAACGUUAAUCCGACCGUAUAUGUGAAACGUCAAGAUCGACCAAUUAAAAAAAGUGAAUUCGAUGAUGGUAUAAUCGAUGAGAUCGAUUCGCGAGAAAUAUUCGACCUGAUACGUGGUAUCAAAGAUCCGGAACAUCCAUUAACAUUGGAAGAGCUGAACGUCGUUAACGAAGAACAUGUCGAUGUGGACACCAAAAAUAAAGUUAUCGAGGUAGUGUUCACACCCACUAUCGAACAUUGUUCUUUGGCCAGUCUUAUUGGGUUAUGCAUCCAGGUGAAAUUGUUACGUUCGAUACCUGCCACAUACAAAGUGAUGGUUAAAAUUGCUCCUGGAUCACAUUCAACCGAAGAGAUUGUCAACAAACAAUUAGCUGACAAAGAACGAGUGGCCGCCGCUCUUGAAAACAACAAACUAUUAGAAGUGAUCAAUCAAUGUCUUAUCGAUUCAUUAUGAGCAAAGUUUUUAUUGAACAUUUUUUGAAUUCUUUAUUCUGAAUAACAUUACAACACAGUUCAAUAAUAAUUAAUUAAAAAACAAAAUAAAA
Molecule: messenger RNA, 648 nt
Organism: Dermatophagoides farinae (American house dust mite)
Lineage: Eukaryota; Metazoa; Arthropoda; Arachnida; Sarcoptiformes; Pyroglyphidae
Gene: galla-2
Product: MIP18 family protein galla-2
Cellular component (GO): cytosolic [4Fe-4S] assembly targeting complex
Source: RefSeq, a predicted model, not a curated record